Molecule: messenger RNA, 351 nt
Organism: Gaeumannomyces tritici R3-111a-1
Lineage: Eukaryota; Fungi; Ascomycota; Sordariomycetes; Magnaporthales; Magnaporthaceae
Exons: 3
Coding region: 1-351 (116 amino acids)
Cellular component (GO): cytoplasm
Molecular function (GO): phosphatase activity
Source: RefSeq, a predicted model, not a curated record
AUGUUACCUCCCCACCGGGGACAGGCGGCUGGUCUUAUCGGCGACGUCCACGGCUGCAGGGAGAAGCUCGACCAACUCCUCGACAAGGUCGGCUUCCGGCCCAAGACCGACCAUGUUGUCGCUAUCGGAGAUCUAGUCAACAAAGGCCCCGAUACGCUUGGCGCCAUUGACCUUCUGCGCUCAAUUGAGGAAGCCGAGGGUAGGCUGGAGCUGGUCCGGAGGUCAAAGGAUGACGCUGCCGCGGCGGCGGCGGCCAGGGCGGUCGUAUACGGCCAGACUCCCGUCUCGGACUGCAGCUGGGAUCGCACCAUUUUGGCCUGGACACGUGGUGCUCCGCCGGCGGGCAGCUGA